Messenger RNA from Brachypodium distachyon (stiff brome), 1475 nucleotides. RefSeq names its product polygalacturonase. Gene Ontology annotation, molecular function: polygalacturonase activity. Gene Ontology annotation, biological process: pectin catabolic process; anther dehiscence; fruit dehiscence. Lineage: Eukaryota; Viridiplantae; Streptophyta; Magnoliopsida; Poales; Poaceae. The transcript has 10 exons. The record is from RefSeq and is a predicted model, not a curated record. Bases 27 to 1334 code for a protein of 435 amino acids.
UGCAAUGUAGGUUUAUAUACCGCCGAAUGGGUCCUCUCCAGCGUAUGGGUCCCAGGAAGCUUCUCCUGGCGUCCAUUACGACCGUAUCGAUCUUCCUUCACAUGUUUCCCCACGCCCAUUCAGAGACAGACGCCUUCCCUCCCGAAGCUGCAGACGGUCCAUACGCGAGCGGGCCGGAGCUCAGCCCGGGGCCGGCACUGAGUGUCUUCGACGUCGACGACUACGGAGCAUCAGCCGGCAACGACGCCACCGAGGCGUUUCUCAGGGCAUGGAAAGAGGCCUGCAACUCCUCGUCUGACCCUUCCUUGUUCCUCGUACCCGGCGGGAAGACCUACCGCCUGAUGCCCGUGAGCUUCACCGGGCCCUGCAGAGCUACCACGAUCACAGCAAUGAUCAAGGGGACACUGGAGGCUCCGUCGAACCGCUCGGUUUGGCUUGACCGGCCCAGCGAUCUAUCGGAGCGAUGGAUCGCGUUCGAGGACGUCGAUCACCUCCAUGUCAUGGGCGGCGGGACGAUCAACGGGAACGGACACGAGUGGUGGAUCAACUCCUGCAAGGUCAACAAAACAAUGCCAUGCGUCAGAGGCCCGACGGCGCUGUACUUCCAGAGCUGCGAGCAUCUGGUUGUGGAGGACCUCCAGGUGAGAGACAGCAUGCAGAUGCACGUCGUGAUCGCCUACUCCUGGAAAGUGCUCGUGUCGAGGCUGUUCGUCACCGCGCCAGGAUGGAGCCCCAACACCGACGGGAUCCACGUAUCCAACAGCAGAGACGUCCUGAUAAGCAGCUGCAUCAUCAGCACAGGUGAUGACUGCAUAUCCAUCGUGUCUGGCUCUGCGUUCGUGCGGGCAACGGGCAUAUUUUGUGGACCGGGUCAUGGAAUAAGCAUUGGUAGUCUAGGAGCGAACAAAUCUUGGGCCCAUGUCUCGGACGUGCUGGUGGAGAAGGCCACGCUGGUGGGCACAACCAACGGUGUGCGGAUCAAAACUUGGCAGGGAGGGCAAGGGUUUGCAGAAAGGAUUACUUUCCAGGAUAUAAAGAUGUACAAUGUCACCAAUCCUAUAAUCAUCGACCAGAAUUACUGUGACUCCAAGACACCAUGUUCCGAACAGGAAUCAGCUGUUGCAAUACGUAACAUACGCUACAGUAGCAUACACGGAACCAGUGCUUCAAAGGUUGCCGUCAAUUUUAUUUGCAGUAAGGCUGUGCAUUGCGACGGCAUUGUGAUGCAAGACGUUUCUUUGGCUGGCACGGGGUCCUACCUUACAUGUUCUUCCCUGAAUGCCAGAGUCAUGGAACUAGGAUUAAUAUCCCCUUAUUGCAGAUCGGACAUGUAGUGUAUCUAUCUGUAUUACAACUCACAAGAUGUACUAGAAAAAUCAUGUAUUUAUUCUAUAAUUAGGUUGUUUGGAGGACUCAUAUUUCUUUUAGGAGCUUGGGAUGUAGAGUAGUAUAAGCGAAUUGCCCUUUUUUUCCCA